UAAGGCUGGGCGGCUGUUCGUUUUCUGGCGGCAAAAUCUCGUUGUAUAAAUGUUGGCUAACUUUCCUAUUUGUUGAAAAUGUCUUCACACGAUGGAAAUUUAGCGUUGGUUUGGGACGAUCUUAAAAAUGGAUUUGAUGCAAUAUUUCGCCUGGAGACAAUUAAAAGAAAAAGAUAUAUGGAACUCCAUACACAUGUGUACAAUUAUUGUACAUCUGUUGACCCCAAGUCACACACUACACCUAGUAGAAGUGCCAUAGAAGCCGAGCCUGGAGGAAAAUUAGUGGGCUUUGAAUUGUAUAAAAAGCUGCGUAAUUAUUUAAAGGCACAUGUGCAUGCUUUGAAGCUAAAAGGAAAUAAUCUUGUGGAUGAAGAAACGUUAUCAUAUUUUGAAAAAGCAUGGACUGAAUUCCGUUUCGCAUCAAGAGUGUUAGAUGGUGUCUGCAACUAUCUGAAUAGACAUUGGGUAAAACGAGAAUGUGAAGAAGGCCGGAAGAGUGUUUAUGUUGUGUACACACUGGCACUGAUGACAUGGCGUGAACAUCUAUUGAAACCUCAUGCUAGAGUUUUAAUCAGUGCAAUUCUUCGCGAGAUUGAACGAGAGCGUCGUGGAGAAAUAUUGUCGACAUUACGACUAAGAAAAAUCAUUGAAUGUCUAGUCGAGUUAGGCAUUACCUCUGAUCAGCAAUCGUUUUCAACAUCUUCACUGGCUGGACCUGCUUCAUCUCCUAGUGAACCUUUACCAUACUUGAUGAAACCCUUCAAAUCUCCUGGUUUUCCACCGAAACCUAGUGGUUCUACCGCAAAACCAUGUAAACCUGAUCCGGAUUCCAAUUACCAGGGUACAUCAAGUAAACCUCUGUCAAGUUUUCGUGGUCCACUUCAUCCUGGUGAUGCAGUUGAUGAAUCCAACUCGGGUAAUCCUAAUGCACCACCAUCAUCAUCACCAACUUUAACAUCUGAUACACGGACUAAUUUAUCAGUUUAUCAAGAAUAUUUUGAACGACCAUUUUUAUCUGAAACUGAACGAUAUUAUCGAUUAGAAAGUGCACAGUUUUUACAGACGAACACUGUUCCAGAAUAUCUUCAAAAAGUGGAAGCUCGAUUAAAUGAAGAGCGUAUUCGUGUUCAAACUUACCUUCAUAUAAGCACACUUCCUAAAUUAAUGAGAUCCUGUGAACAUCAUCUGAUCGGUGAACAUAUUGACCGGUUGACAUCAGUCUUCUCAGAUCUUUUCAAUGAAGACAGAGAAGAAGAUAUAUGGCGAAUGUAUCGCCUAGUCGGUCAUUUCCCCAGUGGAAUACGUGUUCUCGUUUCUGUUAUGGAGGAUCAUGUGGCUGAAAAAGGAUGGGAAGCUAUUCGUCAAGUAGCUGAAGCUGCUGUUAAUGAUCCAAAAUUGUACAUUGAUACAAUAUUAAAAGUUCAUCAAAAACACUAUAAUCUUGUAUUAUCUGCUUUUGCUUGGGAUCCAGCAUUUUCACGUGCAUUAGAUAAAGGCUGUGAACGUUUUAUUAACCGAAAUGCUGUCACUGAAUUAGCUGGUAAUCAAAGAAAAUCACCUGAACUUUUAGCUAAGUAUGCAGAUUUUCUACUAAAGAAAAGUGCUAAAGACAUUCAAUUGGAUGACUUGGAAGAAACACUUGGACAAGUGAUGAAUGUUUUCAGGUAUAUUGAAGACAAAGAUGUCUUUCAAAAGUUUUAUAGUAAAACUCUAGCACGUCGUCUUGUCUAUAAUCAAUCAGUGUCUGAAGACGCUGAAGCUUCUAUGAUCUCAAAGUUGAAAGAAGCAUGCGGUUUUGAGUAUACAGCUAAACUACAAAGAAUGUUUCAAGAUGUCAAUGCUACAAGGGAACUUAAUGCAAAGUUUAUGGAUUAUUUACAGAAACAAGAGGAAGUUAAUGGAAGUACAAUUAAAGGAACUGAUUUCAACAUAAUGAUUCUCAGUUCAAAUGCUUGGCCGUUUCAAGCACAAGCGCCUUUCUCUAUUCCUGCUGAAUUGGAACAAUGUCAUAACACAUUUCUCUCCUUCUAUCAAGAACAUCAUACUGGUCGGAAGUUGACAUGGUGUUAUCAUUUAUCGCGAGGUGAAGUAGUCACCAACUAUACUAAAACCAGAUAUAUAUUUCAGGUAUCAACAUAUCAAAUGUCUGUCCUUAUGUUGUACAAUGCAUCUCUUGUCUACACAGUUUCAGCUAUUCAACUACAGACUGGUAUUGAAGAGGCUACUUUACUGCAAAUCUUACAAAUUCUACUUAAAGCUAAAGUGUUGAAAAUUGUAUCUGACAGCAAUUCUGAAGUGGAACCAAGUCAGACAACAGUCUCUGCAAGUGACGAUUCUAGUGAAUCUCAAUUGACACCAGAUACACAUUUAGCACUGUAUACAGAUUAUAAAAAUAAACGUGUUCGAGUUUAUUUGAAUGUUCCACUGAAAAGUGAAACAAAACAAGAGAUUGAACAAACUCUGGGCAAUGUUGAAUCUGAUCGAAAGUUAAUUGUUCAGGCCUGUAUAGUACGAAUUAUGAAGACUAGAAAAGUGAUGAAACAUCAUCAGCUGAUGUCUGAAGUUGUAACACAAUUAAGUCCACGAUUUAAACCUACUCCCUUGUUAAUUAAGCGAUGUAUCACCGCUCUGAUUGAAAGGGAAUAUAUCAAACGAGACAGUAAUGAACGCGAUGCAUAUGAAUAUCUCGCUUAA
Molecule: messenger RNA, 2694 nt
Organism: Trichobilharzia szidati
Lineage: Eukaryota; Metazoa; Platyhelminthes; Trematoda; Strigeidida; Schistosomatidae
Source: the annotation of a GenBank genome assembly